CAAUGGCAAGACCGCGAAUUGAGGUGAUAGAAGCGCUGAUAACGCGACGAGAUUUGGAUCGAAUGGAGUCAGGUGGAGGGGAGGAACUUGAUGCUGAGAUCGACUAUGAUGAUGAAUGGGGGAAGUCUUCAAUAGAUUCCGAUGCUGGCUGCGAUUCUGAUUAUGAGCCUGAUCUGCCUCAGCUUCGGCGCAAGAGAGCCCGAACGAUGCCCAGAGGAGACGGGGAAGGACGGCACGGUUUGGAUAAAACAGCGAGUUGACAACGCUACAGGUCGAUUAUCAGCACAGAAUGGCACGCCAUUGGAAUCGGGCCCUACACCUUACGUCAAAGGCAGAAUCGACAGAGAAUUCGACAGUUUUCAUUGUUUGUGACAUGCAGAUGUUGCAGCACAUCGAGGACUGUACUGUAGCUUAGGCGCGCCAGGCGAAAGGAGACGACGUGGGACAUGUCUGUGGAUAAGCUGGAAGCGUUCAUUACGCUCCUAUACGUCCGAGGACUGUACGACGGAAUAAACACGCCUUUGGAGAGCUCCUGGAACGAAACAUAUGGGUUGAUACCACGGAACCGCUUCAGAGAGAUCACCCUGGUAUCAGAAGUGUGGGGAACGUUUGUACAGAACUGUGUUUCCUCUUACAAGCCGGAAGUGAACAUUACCGUUGAGGAGCAAUGGUUCCCCGCAAACGCUAAGUGCAGCUUUACGCAGUACAUCCCCUACAAGCAAGACAAGUGGGGCAUGAAGUUUCGGUUUGCAGCUGACGUCGACAGCAAGUACGUGCUGAAUGUCUUUCCAUAUCUGGGGAAAGAUGAAUCUCAGCAUCCUGAAAAUGUGGUGCUGAGGCUUGUAGAACCUUACCUUGGCGAGGGUAGGAAUGUAAACACAGACGAGAUAUUCACAUCACUGCCAUUGGCAAAUAAGUUGAUUGACAAGAACACAAGCCUGGUGGGGGUGGUGAAUAAGACGAGACGGGAGCUGCCUCCAUCUGCAUGCAACCAGUCACAAGCAGAGCUGUUCUCCACAGCGGUGCUGAAGCACCACAAAGCAACACUUACGGUUUACAGAUGUAUGCCAAGAGAGAACGUCUGUAUCCUGAGUACUAUGCAUCCGACAGUUGCCAUUGCCGGGGACACAAAGAGAACCAGAGACCCUGACGCACUAAAACAACACAAAGGUUGGUGUGGAUAAGAUGGCCAGACAGUUCACGGUGAAAGGGGGUACUCGCCGCUGGCCUGUUGCCGUAUUCUACAACCUGCUUGACCUGGCUGCUAUCAACGCGCACGUUUUGUUCACCCUGUGCACCGGUAAGACAAUCCCGAGGAGAGAUUUCAUCAUGCAGUUGGCAUUGGCGCUUCGUGAGAACCACAUGAGCGCCAGGGGCAAGGCAGCAGCGCACGAUGUGCCAAAUGACGCACCACCGCUCUCCGAGAAGAAGCGACAGUGGACGGAUGCACGCGGGAAGAAAACUGCGACUUCUGCGGGAAGCGAUUUGUCUGCGGAAAGUGCUAAUUCCAGAAUAAAGAUUUGUCGAAGAUUUGUGUUGAAUGUCAUGCCAUGUUACUGUAAGAGAGUCUUCUGUUUAACGGAAUAACUGCUGCUAAGCGUAAAGGCGCACAUGCCCGAGAGAGGCCACAACGAGUUCAUUAAUGAUUGACACCAGUACAGGCUGUUUAUACGACUGACACGUGUUAUAUGCUUGUUAUAUUAUUUUAUAAUACCGUUAUCGUUUUACAUUUGUUCGUUGUACACUUCAUUGAGCUGACUCUAGGCCUAUUUAGCCCCAUUGACAGUGCGUAUUUUGGAACACCUAUAGCCUACUAGGUUACUUAGACUAACAUAAGAAAGGCUGUUAUAAAAAGAUGCUUCUAAAUUCAAUUACUGUGAAUGUGAUUUCUGUAUCGUUCUUUUCGCUAAAAUCUACAGAUAAAAUGGAAUGACCAUUUACAUUUUGGUGUUUCUUUCCCUCAAUUAAAACAAAACAACCUAGGCUAUUAUAAAGGUCUAAAACUCUAUAUGCAGUCAAGCAGCAUGUCCUAUGACAGGGUCACCGGAAAACGUGUGGGGAGGCGACAUUUGCCGCAGCGCAUUUCAAUAUUUUGGUUUCGUUUAUUCAAAUACAGUAUACUCAAUUUUGUUUGUGAGAAAAUGUGAAUGGGAUCAAAUUUGGUUAAUAUUCUUGGGCCACCAUGACUUUUUCAAUCCAAAAUGAUUAACU
Salvelinus namaycush (lake trout) is the source of this 2211-nucleotide messenger RNA. RefSeq lists its product as uncharacterized. Lineage: Eukaryota; Metazoa; Chordata; Actinopteri; Salmoniformes; Salmonidae. The coding region runs from base 447 to 1184 and encodes 245 amino acids. The record is from RefSeq and is a predicted model, not a curated record. The transcript is spliced from 2 exons.